Messenger RNA from Prunus armeniaca (apricot), 1290 nucleotides. The record is from the annotation of a GenBank genome assembly. NCBI's taxonomy places the organism in Eukaryota, Viridiplantae, Streptophyta, Magnoliopsida, Rosales, Rosaceae.
AUGGGAUCCAACGUUGAGCUGGUAUGGCCAGAGUCAGAGGCAUAUUCCUCACGGGUGAACAACUGCUCACAUGCAAAUUCAUCCCUAGCUGUAAUUCGAGCGAAGUUGAGUGCCGAACAAUUAGAACAAUUCAAGACAUCAUGCUUUGGCCAUCUUCUGAAUAUAGAUAAGAUUCAGUUUAGCGGGCAGAUUGUGCAUGGGGUUGUGUUGCGUAGAGUAGCGGGGCAGGGGGCUUUCGUUUUGGGGGAAGUGCCUGAAGUUUCCAGUGGAGAAAGUGAUGAAAUUAGACUUCAGAAAAGAUAUUUUAUAGACGAAGGAAUUACAUGUAAUGCUUUAGAAGAAGCAUUUGUGAGGUGCACAGAGGAAGAUGACGUCUACAAGCUAGCUCUUGUUUACUUUGCUGAGUUAGUGGUUUUGGGAAGGGACAAACAUUUGAACAUCAAUCUAAAUUACCUGACCCUUGUAGAGGACUUGGAUGCGUUCAACAGGUUUCCAUGGGUUUCGGUAACCGGAACAAGCCGGAGAAAUGAGAAGGGCAAGAAGGAUAACCAUGGUGAAGUGCAAAGGGGUGGCUGGAGUUUUAAAGGUUUCACGUAUGCUUUCCAGAUUUGGGUAUAUGAAUUAAUUCCUAGAAUGGUGGACCUGAAUUACUGCAAGGUUGUUGAUCCGACAGCUCUCCCGCGUAUUUUGCGAUGGAGAACUACUACGUCUGUUCCCGAGAUGAGAAAGUUGAACAAUUAUUUUUUCCAGAGCAAAGAGUCAGUUCAGUUGCGGGCGCUAUGUCCAAGUGAAGAGGAAAUGAGACAACCAUAUUGGAGUUGGCCACAGGGUCGCCCUGCUGUUGUCUCGGCAGAGUCAAUUCCUUCUUCAUGUGCUGACCUUGAUGAGUUGAACAAGGCGGUAAGCUUGUUGAGGUCCGAGUUGUUUCAAGUAAAGCGGGAAAAGGACGUCCUUGAGUUAAAGGUCAUACGGAUGGAAAAAAAUUUGGGCCACUGUUUAGGUCCUCAUUUUGAGCAGGAAGUGAGAAGGGACAUAGCUUUACUGAAAGAGAGGACGAAUCGUUGUGUCGUGUCACAUCUAUUUAAGGGAUAUGAGGAAGUGGAUGGCAUGCAAUGGGAUGAAGGGCCAAGUAAUAGAAAUGAAGGAGAGGCAAAUGAAGAGGAGGACAUUGAAGGGGGUGAAGGGCCAAAUAACAGAAAUGAGGGAGAGGACAAGGAAGAGGAGGGAUUGAAAGGGGUGAAGGGGCAAGUAAGACAAAUGAGGGAGAGGAAAAGGAAGAGGAGGGAUUGA